UUCAUUCACACAAAAUAACCCGAAAGACUUUUGUCAGUAUUAAAUCACAGAGUGGUCGAGCUUUGGGAUAUUAUCUUCUAAACAGCGAGUGAAACUUCUUACUUUUCCUUCUGACUUUUCUUUCUUCAGCAGUUCACAGGGGUGAAUAAAUAAAAGACUGAGUGCAAGAUGAAUCCAGGAGGACGGAGACUGAAGCAGUGGCUCAUAGAGCAGAUUAACAGUAAUAUUUAUUCAGGUUUGUUGUGGGAAGAUGAAGCUCACACCAUGUUUCGCAUCCCAUGGAAACACGCCGGGAAACAGGACUAUAACCAAGAGGUGGAUGCUUCCAUCUUCAAAGCUUGGGCGGUGUUUAAGGGCAAGUUUAAGGAAGGGGAUAAAGCUGAACCGGCGACAUGGAAGACCAGACUGCGAUGCGCACUGAAUAAAAGUCCAGACUUCGAGGAGGUAACAGAUCGCUCGCAGCUGGACAUCUCUGAACCGUACAAGGUGUACAGGAUCGUCCCUGAGGAAGAACAGAAGUUAGGUAAAAACCUCACCACCUUGAAUGUGACCUGCUCCACCGACAGCGUGGAUAUGGAGUGCAGCUCAGCCGACCUGGAUCAACUCAUCAAAGAGGCAUCUAAUGACGAAUACACAGGCAUUAUCAAGAGAAGCCAUUCUCCUCUGGAGGAGGACUGCAACGUUCAGUCGCCUCAGGAGGUCUGGCAGCACAGUUCUCCUAACGGUCUUCCGAUUCAUCUGGAAGCAUCACCUAUAAACUCAUUUAACGCUGGUUUUGCACAGAUGAUGAUCUGUUUCUAUUAUGGAGGAAAGCCCAUGGGCCACACGGUGACCAAUCACAGCGAUGGCUGUCGGAUCUCACCCUGCCAGCCUCCCGCGCUGCUGUACGGCUCUGACAGCCUGCAGACCGUACGCUUCCCGUCCGUGGAACUCAUCGAGAACGAGCGCCAGCGUUAUGUCACCCGCAAGCUGUUCGGGCACCUGGAGCGCGGCGUUCUGCUGCGCGCCAACCGUGAGGGCAUCUUCAUCAAACGCCUGUGUCAGAGCCGAGUGUUCUGGAGUGGCCAGGACUCCCAGUACGGCUCUGGUGUCAGCAAACUGGAGAGAGACGCCGUAGUCAAGAUCUUUGACAGCAACAGGUUUUUGCAUGCACUGCAGAUGUAUCAGGAUAAUCAGUACCCGGCUCCGGACACCACGGUUUCGCUCUGUUUUGGAGAAGAGUUUGCCGACUUCAGCACUGCGAAGAACAAGCUAAUCAUUGUGCAGAUCACGUCUGUGAAAUGUCAGCAGCUGCUGGACACAGUGACAGCUCACCGAGCUCAGUACAGUAGCAACCUGGAGAUCUCAGACGAGCUUCCCGGAGAUCAGAUGGCUCGCAUUUAUCAGGAUAUUUGCAACUAUUCUGUUCCUCCGAGACCCCCAUGCUACAGAGACAACCUUCCCAUUAUCGCCUGAAUGCAAAGCUGAAUCCAAAUCCAGCUCAGAUCCAGAAAUGGCUGGAAAAAAAAACACUUGAAAGAAUUAUCAGAGAAUUAUUAAAUCUCUAUGUAGCAUAAUGCUUGCUCAAGAAAUCCCAUUAAGAACAUCAUCUCAGGGAAAAAUAUUUUCUUUAUAAAAUGUAUUUUGGGUGCUUUUUGUGGCAUUUUCUUGACCUUAUUAGUAGAUAGGUUUUACUAUCUUCAGCUUUUUGUAUUGUAGCUUUUGAAAUAAAAGUUUUUUAAUCAUUA
Molecule: messenger RNA, 1727 nt
Organism: Tachysurus vachellii
Lineage: Eukaryota; Metazoa; Chordata; Actinopteri; Siluriformes; Bagridae
Gene: irf8
Product: interferon regulatory factor 8
Exons: 9
Coding region: 169-1455 (428 amino acids)
Biological process (GO): immune system process; regulation of transcription by RNA polymerase II
Cellular component (GO): nucleus
Molecular function (GO): RNA polymerase II cis-regulatory region sequence-specific DNA binding; protein binding; DNA-binding transcription factor activity, RNA polymerase II-specific
Source: RefSeq, a predicted model, not a curated record